Messenger RNA from Drosophila elegans, 2665 nucleotides. RefSeq lists its product as uncharacterized. The transcript has a single exon. The record is from RefSeq and is a predicted model, not a curated record. Lineage: Eukaryota; Metazoa; Arthropoda; Insecta; Diptera; Drosophilidae. Bases 121 to 2628 code for a protein of 835 amino acids.
UAAAGUAAUAUUUUUUUCGCACAUCAAACUUUGACAACGCCAUCCAAAUUUGUUCAAAAUUUCCUUUUGCAUAAGAUAACGAUUUUGUUACUUUAUAGCUUGAACCAAAUUGAAGCUGAAAUGGAAGUUCAUGUGCCUGGCGAUACCAAAAAUGGGGUUGCCCAGCGCACCUGGCGUCGCAUUCUGGAGCACCUGGCGCCGAUCAAGGGUUGCCAGGCGAUCCCGCGGGAAAUCAGUUGGUACCGAGGACUAUCCCAAUCCCAGUUGGAGGCAGCCAACAGCUUGUGCAAUAUGCUGAGGGAUAACAUGGACGAGAUGGCGGCCUCGGGGCUGGCAAAGAUAUUGGUGCGUUUGGGAUUGCAUCCCACGCCGCCGGUGAAAACGCUCCAUCUGGUGAUGCAUCUGAGCCGGGGAAACGACCUGGCCUUCCUCUGGUUCCUCAUGGAGAUGUGCUACAAGACGCCGCAUCAUGGCCAGACCUACAGCGUCAACGAGCAGAUCAUCAUGUCGAGCAUCUUCCGGCUGGACUUGUUACCCACUCUAAGGGAACUGGAUCGCUGGCUCCCGCUGCCACAUGCCUCCCAAAUGGAUAGGGACAAAGCCGAGCGCCUUAGACAAAGUCAAAAGUUGAAGAAGAAAAGGGAUGUGGAACUGGAGCGGCAAAAGGAGCUGGCCAAAAAGGAGAAGAUCAUGACGCCCCUGUCGCCGUACUUUCAAGAACAAAACAUUGCCGGAUUAUUGCGAAAUGAGUGCAGAUUGCUCUCCGAUUUUCCCGCCAACUCAGCCAGUCUACUCGAAAUGGAGGAGGAACCGCCCGAAUCAAAUCUAUGGUCCCGCUGGUUUGGCAGCUACAAAUUAAGCGAGUCCCAUCGAAUUGGCAAAGGCAUAAUUUUCGAGGAGAUCAACAGCAUUUUUGAGUCGUUUAGGCGAGCCUCACUGCCACCCCGCGAUGUGGAGUCCCUGUGUGCCCAUCAUCAGUACAUUCGAGAGAUGGAAAAGUCCCUGAAGGCCCAACUGGAAGCCAUAAAGCAGCGGAAGUGCGAGGAGCUGAUCACAGUCAGAAAUCGGCUGGAGGAGAGGAAACGGAAGCGAGUCGUUCAGGAGCUAGAAGAAAUGAGUGCCUGUUAUUUGAAACGAUUUCAGGACAUGGCAGACCGGGCCAGAUUGGCCUCUACCAGGAAACAGCUCUUUGGCGGCACUUCCGCCAGUGCAUUAACCUUUGGUUGCCCAGCAAUGGAACACAAGUGCGAUGAUUUCGAGGAGGAAAGGUGUCAGACUUUCGAGGCAGACAGGCCACCAGAAAGGCCUCCCAUUAAAAGGCCCAAAAGAAGAAGCAGAUCCGGCAGUAGGUCAAGGCUAUCGAGUGGAGCCGAAGCCAAGCCCAAAUCGAUGAAGAAGUCUAGACCCAGAUCCAGAUCCAGUUCAAGAAAUCGAGCCAAAAGAAAGGCCAACAGAUUGUCUGACAAAAAGUCUUUAGAGGAAACGGUAGUGAAGCAAGUGCCGCCCCGAAAAGGCAGAAACGAAUUCCCAGAUAUAAUGGUCAAGUUACUGAAAGGCAACAGACCCAUCUUACCAGGCUGCCCAGACUUUCGGCCCGAGUCCACAAAGUGCGCCAAAUGCCAAAUCUACAAUCCCCAAGAGGGCUUGCCCUGGAACCGAACCCCAAAACAACGUCCCAGUAGCCUGAUGCAGUUCCUCCAGUUGUGCGGCACUGGGCAGGCUGAGCAGAAAGAUUCAGAUCCUGGACAGCAGGAUACAAAUCCUUCUUCUCAACCCGACCGAAAGGAAAGUGUGCAGCUGUUGGAACUGGGACCACCAGGCUGUAAUUGUGUAAAGUUUAACUAUCGUGAGUUAUUUGGCUCGCUGCAGAGGACUCAUUUGGACGACGAGAGGAUGCGUCUGAAGGAGGCCUUUGUGCGGGCCAUCGACGACGAUGUGCAGUACCUAAGUGCUGCUUUGAACGGCGGGGAAGAGGGUUCCCUGGAUGCCCUGGUUGAUAGAGCGGCCAAGCGGGUUUUUGCCAAGGAUGUGAAGACUUUCCACAAAGAACUGGAGCGAUUGCAGAGGAAAAAGGCUGCCGGAGAGAAGGAUCGACGAACAUCGCGCCUGAACUUUGGCCAGGAUUUCUACGAUCCCGAGAACCUGCCCUUGAUGAAGGAGAUGCUCAGACUGGGUCUGGAAAAAGUGGCCAAGGACAAGCGAUAUGUACUGCCCACCCUGCCGCAUGUACAUUGUGUGCCCUAUCUCAUUGAAUGGAUUCGCCUGCGCUACGGCAAACGUUACUCCUACAGGGAAAAGGAAAAUAUGCUGGUGAAGGAUAUGGUGGUCAUGGACCAACUAGCCUGGAUGAUGCGCACCGAUCUGGUGAACAUACCCUCCCUCCCUGUCGGCGGUAACGUUAGGGACCUGGCCAAACUAAGGAAAUACGCCAAAUGCCACAGGGAGCUGCACACCAACCGAUUCCUCGAAGCCAUUAUGGAAGUGGAGCGGGUCUUCUUUUCCGCCAUGAAACCCCAGCUCAGCAAUGCGGCAACGGAGUCCACAUUUUUAGCCUACUUGCCAGCCCACUUUAACGACUUGGCCUUCACCGUCAACAAUGCAAACGUACCAAUGGGAAUUUCACAUUAACUGACCAUUUUAUAUAUAAAUACGAAUUUCCCCGGAA